Sparassis crispa is the source of this 1011-nucleotide messenger RNA. RefSeq names its product AB hydrolase superfamily protein. Lineage: Eukaryota; Fungi; Basidiomycota; Agaricomycetes; Polyporales; Sparassidaceae. The transcript is spliced from 8 exons. The record is from RefSeq and is a predicted model, not a curated record. The coding region runs from base 1 to 1011 and encodes 336 amino acids. Gene Ontology annotation, molecular function: hydrolase activity.
AUGUCGCAAUACAGCUACCUCUCCACGCCGGAUCCCGAGUUCGCGGAUGUCCUCGCGAAGCUUCCUCCACAACCUGCUCUGUCCGAGUCUGGCGAUAUAUCGCUCAUACGGGCUGGCUUCAAGGAAGCAGUGGGCGAACACGAUAAGCAUCUCCAGUCGCGCCUUCCUCUAGCUUCCGCAUACACUAUGAAAGACCACAAGAUCCCCGUCGAGGGUGGAGAGAUUGUCGCGCGAUGCGUGGUGCCGGCGCCUUCUGCAGACAAGUCUUUCCCUGUCCUUGUUUGGUUUCAUGGUGGAGGGUGGACGCUCGGCGACGUCCACACCGAUGACUACCGCUUGAGGAUGCUGUGCGUCGCGCUGCAGAUAUCUAUCGUGAACGUCGACUACAGGCUCGCUCCGGAACACGUCUACCCGACCGCCUGGGAUGAUUCGUACGCUGCGACCAAAUGGGUCGUGGAGCACACGUCCUUGCUCUCCGCAGCCCUCAAUAAAGGCUUCAUCGUCGCCGGGUGUUCCGCCGGAACGAACCUUGCAGCUCAUAUCGCCAACCGCGCUCGCGACGACCCGUUCUUUGCAAAGACACCUAUUACUGGCCAGUACCUCCAGGUUCCGUGCUUGCUGGACCCCGAAGCGGAUGCGGGGAAAUAUAAAUCUGAGCUCCUGUCCAUGGAGCAGAACAAGGACGCGCCUUCCCUCACGCGCGCAGAUAUAGUUUACUUUGCUCACCAGCUGAAGAUCCCACCGUCUGACCUUGGACUCUCCUUGCUCCUUCAGCCUUCUCACGCGGGCCUGCCUCCUCUGUACGCCCAGAUCGCCGGCUUGGACCCUCUACGCGACGAGGGCCUCCUCUACGCUAAAGUGUUAGGCGAAGCCGGCGUGAAGACCAAGGUCGACGUAUACCCUGGGGUGCCGCACGGCUUCAACUUCUUUUAUUCGCAGCUGCGGUUGUCUGCCAAGUUGGAGAGCGACGUCGAUGCUGGGGUCGGGUGGUUGUUGAGCCUGGUUGCUUGA